AUGCGAAAUCAGAGUCACAGUUUAGAUGCAGAUACCCAAAUUAGCGCCGUCGAGCAUUCACCAUUGUCACCCCCACCUCGAAUAUAUGCGGAAGAGAAGGAGACUAUGUGUCUUAUGCCCACAGACGUAGACAGCACAUACUCCGACGACUCAGAUCCGCUGAGUAACAUCAUUGGACCUGCUCCACCGCCAAAAAGCUCUGCAGACACCGAUACACCUCUCCGAUCUCGUGGUCGUGGGGCAUUCAAAGCCACAAAUUCGAGUAACAUAGACGCGCAUUUUUUAUUAAAUUACGACCCCGCGUUAGAUGUACAUCUCGAAGAUGAACAUGACACCAAAGCUGACCGCCGCGGGCACAUCCGCCCUGUGCCAGGUCUUUUGAACCCUAAAGAAAUAGACAAACAUGUCGAUGAUGACUGGGACAUGGCGUUAGAGGCACUCAGGGAUCGUGCACUAUGGAAACGGAAGGGCGCAGAACGAUUACGUGAAGCCGGAUUUGAGGAUAAAGUGGUAGAGAAGUGGGAAGCAAACAAAUCCUUCGCUGGCCUAAAUUCGAGUAGCAGGACCCAUCUCGAUGGUGACAGCAGGGACAUCGAGAGUGUGAAGUGGGCUAAGAAAGGGGAAGGGAGGGAAUGGGAUCGCGGCAAGGUCAUUGACGAGGAUGGUCACGUCUCUGUUAAGCCUACUUGGUAG
Arthroderma uncinatum is the source of this 693-nucleotide messenger RNA. RefSeq lists its product as uncharacterized. Bases 1 to 693 code for a protein of 230 amino acids. NCBI's taxonomy places the organism in Eukaryota, Fungi, Ascomycota, Eurotiomycetes, Onygenales, Arthrodermataceae. The record is from RefSeq and is a predicted model, not a curated record. The transcript has a single exon.